Cheilinus undulatus (humphead wrasse) is the source of this 2237-nucleotide messenger RNA. RefSeq names its product cyclin-dependent kinase inhibitor 1A (gene cdkn1a). Gene Ontology annotation, cellular component: nucleus. The record is from RefSeq and is a predicted model, not a curated record. The coding region runs from base 244 to 732 and encodes 162 amino acids. The transcript is spliced from 3 exons. Lineage: Eukaryota; Metazoa; Chordata; Actinopteri; Labriformes; Labridae. Gene Ontology annotation, biological process: regulation of mitotic cell cycle; signal transduction by p53 class mediator. Gene Ontology annotation, molecular function: cyclin-dependent protein serine/threonine kinase inhibitor activity.
CUGCUGUCCAAGUGAGGAUACUUGGAGAAGUCAACUAGGAGGACGUUGGUCGAAUAACUCAGUUUACGGUUACUUGAAUACUUCGCCAGGAAGUUGUUUGUUAAUACCUCUUAUUUAGGGAGAUAUUAUCAUCAGAACUGGGAGGAAAAAAGCAGGACAAGCAGAUAAACAGAGCUGCUUCAUUCAUUAAAUUUGAAACAAUUUCACUGGAGUUGACUGCAGACGACUUACAAUUGUCGAACCAUGGCUUUCAACAAACGUAUCUUGACCUCUAUGGGAAAUGGCCCCGCUCGCCGAGUCCUGUUUGGCCCAGUAGACCGUGAGCAGCUGCAGAUGGAGUACCAGGCUGCCCUGCGGAAAGACCUUGAUGAGGCCUCGCAGCGCUGGGGUUUUGACUUCAUGUCAGAUAAGCCUCUGGAGAGCAGUGAUUUCCAAUGGGAGGGAAUCCCAGGAACCAAGGUGCCGCUGCUUUAUAGAUCCUGCAUGCUUGGUCUGGGACAGACUGGAGGUCAGAGGGCUACGGCCAAGGGAGGAAAGGUGGGGUCUUCACAAAGGGAGAAGGAGAACAUUCCCCGCUCUCCUGAGAGAUGUGCUGCACUUGACCUGGGAAAACUGGAGAAAACACCAGAGAAAAGAGAGAACAGGGGGCUGAAGAGGAAGCAGACAAACAUUACAGAUUUCUAUCAGGCUAAAAGAAGAGUGGUUGGGAUGCCACGCAAAUCCGGUCAGUGAUGCUCGGCACAGUUUACUGUAAAAGUGCCAAUUUUCCAAAAGAACCACACAGACUCUCAGGAACACUAAGCUCUGCACACUCUGCUGUCGCUCGAUAGGGGGUCCUCUAUCAAACAGUUCAUCUUACAACAGAAGGGACCUCAGCUACACAUCAUCACUACGGUUAAUUAGGGUACUGUAUCAAACAUGGUGGGGUGGGAUGGGUGGUUUUUUUUUUAUCUUAGUGCUAAGAAGAAGGGGACAUUGGAGCUGAGAAGAUUAAUGGUAAUCUCUCAGAUCAGUGGAUUUAUACUCAUUUGGAUCAUUUGGAUGCCAAAGUGUUGACUGACAUUUCCUACUGUACAUUCCAUCGUGCUGAAAACACUCUGCUGCAGUAUAGAGACAUGACGGAUGAAUAUAAUACUGUACACACUUGAACCAUAUGCCACGAAGUUAAAUCAUUCUGUGCUGAAAGUAAAUUAAGGAGCGACUGUGUUAAAUCUGCAGAAUGAUUGAAAAUUGGUAGAGAGUGGAUGACGCUUUCCUGUUCAUCUGUUCAAAUCCACUGUUGUUUUUCUACAUUGUUUUUUAUAUGUGUUAUGGGGGCCAGGAGUCUUUUUUUAUACUAGCACAUCCUGUGCAAAGUGUGUUGUACUAUAUAUAUCCAGAUGUACUGUCAUGUUUUGUUUUACCAUCAUGUACUCAUAGGAAAAUGCUUGAAGACUUGUAAUAUCGUGAACAUGCAGAUGCUUUGCUUAGAUCCUCAAUGACAGAAGUGCCAUCAUGUCUUCCCUCUGCUCUUCCAUCUACUGUAUGCUGAUUUAUUUUCAGAGAUCUCCAGAAAUGCCCAGCCCAGACCCCAGACUUAGACAUGUGUAUAUCACCAAAUAGUGUAGAUUUAGAGUGUUGCACCAUGUCUGUAUAAAACUUGUAUUAAGGUUUAUUUAGAUAUAUAUCAGAGAUUUAUCUUUAGAUUUAAUUCAGCACUGUUAAGUAGCAUUGACAUUAAUCUAUUAUUGCAGUAUUGCACAACAUAGCACCAGUACUAAGUGCCUUCAAGGUAUUUGUUUCGGUAUUUGAAGCUCCAUAAACGACAAUCAGAAGUAAGUGUUCUCAUAAUCAUAUGUAUUAUUAAUUAAGCUAAAUCUAAGUCAUAGAAAUGUGUUAUCUGCCUCACCUUUUGUUUGUUCAUAGCCUUUAUGUUUUUACGUUGGCAAACCCAGCUGCUAUGAGUGACCAGAAUAAGUUAAACACGGUCACUGUAAUGGGAAAGCUUACCAACUGCCAAGGUUAGAAAUGUUCACCUCUGCAAUUAGAAAACAAAGCAAGUAACAUUUGCCCCAAAUGAUGAAUGCACUUCUGUUAAUAGAUGCUUGUGCACAGGGCCUUUAUAUUGUAUUUUUGUUUAAAGCUGAGAAGAAUGAGAAGAUCUAUCUUUAUUUAUUGUGUUAUACUUUGCCUUUUGUUCAUUCCGUUUUUUUCUCUUUUUGUGGCGAUUCCAAAUCACAAUAAAAUGUUCAACUCUG